This is a messenger RNA of Choloepus didactylus (southern two-toed sloth), 3515 nucleotides long. It is a transcript of the gene SND1, whose product is annotated as staphylococcal nuclease and tudor domain containing 1. Gene Ontology annotation, molecular function: RNA binding; nuclease activity. The record is from RefSeq and is a predicted model, not a curated record. The coding region runs from base 220 to 2952 and encodes 910 amino acids. Lineage: Eukaryota; Metazoa; Chordata; Mammalia; Pilosa; Megalonychidae. The transcript has 24 exons. Gene Ontology annotation, cellular component: RISC complex; nucleus; cytosol. Gene Ontology annotation, biological process: regulatory ncRNA-mediated gene silencing; mRNA catabolic process.
GCUUGCGCGGCGAGUAGAACGUGUGGAUCGCGUCUCUUCUUUUGCUACCAGUUUUGCUGCUGCUGCUCUUGUGAGCGCCCAGCGCAUCCGUACUGUCCAUCGCCCGCAGCCCGCCGCCUGCCUGCUCCUCACUGCGGCCACCUCUCACCAACACCGACACCCAUAUUGACACCUCCAGUCCGGCCGUCUGUGCCACUCGUUGCCUUGCCAUCUUCACACAUGGCCUCCUCCGCGCAGAGCGGCUGCUCCUCCGGGGGACCCGCGGUCCCCACCGUGCAGCGGGGGAUCGUCAAGAUGGUCCUCUCAGGGUGUGCCAUCAUUGUCCGAGGGCAGCCUCGUGGUGGGCCUCCUCCUGAAAGGCAGAUCAACCUGAGCAACAUUCGAGCUGGAAACCUUGCCCGCCGGGCAGCUGCCACACAACCUGACUCAAAAGAUACCCCUGAUGAGCCCUGGGCAUUUCCUGCUCGAGAGUUCCUUCGGAAGAAACUGAUUGGGAAGGAAGUCUGUUUCACGAUAGAAAACAAGACUCCCCAGGGGCGAGAGUAUGGCAUGAUCUACCUUGGAAAAGAUACCAAUGGGGAAAACAUUGCAGAAUCUCUGGUUGCAGAGGGCUUGGCCUCCCGGCGAGAAGGCAUGAGAGCCAAUAGUCCUGAGCAGAACCGGCUUUCUGAAUGUGAGGAACAAGCGAAAGCAGCUAAGAAAGGGAUGUGGAGCGAGGGCAGUGGUUCACAUACUAUCCGGGACCUCAAGUAUACCAUUGAAAACCCACGGCACUUUGUGGACUCACACCACCAGAAGCCUGUCAAUGCUAUCAUCGAGCACGUGCGGGACGGCAGUGUGGUACGGGCCCUGCUUCUCCCAGAUAACUACCUGGUUACAGUCAUGUUGUCAGGGAUCAAGUGCCCAACUUUUCGACGGGAAGCAGAUGGCAGUGAAACACCAGAGCCUUUUGCCGCAGAAGCCAAAUUUUUCACCGAGUCGCGAUUGCUUCAGAGAGAUGUUCAGAUUAUCUUGGAGAGCUGCCACAACCAGAAUAUUCUGGGUACCAUUCUUCAUCCAAAUGGCAACAUCACAGAGCUCCUCCUGAAGGAAGGUUUUGCGCGCUGUGUGGAUUGGUCCAUUGCAGUUUACACUCGGGGUGCAGAAAAGCUGAGGGCAGCUGAGAGGUUUGCCAAAGAACACAGGCUGAGAAUAUGGAGAGACUAUGUGGCUCCCACUGCUAACUUGGACCAAAAGGACAAGCAGUUUGUCGCCAAGGUGAUGCAGGUGCUGAAUGCUGAUGCCAUUGUUGUGAAGCUAAACUCUGGUGACUACAAGACCAUUCACCUGUCCAGCAUCCGACCACCGAGGCUGGAGGGGGAGAACACUCAGGAUAAGAACAAGAAGCUACGUCCCCUGUAUGACAUUCCCUACAUGUUUGAAGCCCGGGAGUUUCUUCGAAAGAAACUUAUUGGGAAAAAGGUCAAUGUGACUGUGGACUACAUUAGAUCAGCCAGCCCAGCCACAGAGACGGCACCUGCCUUUUCAGAACGCACCUGUGCCACUGUCACCAUCGGAGGAAUAAACAUUGCCGAGGCUCUUGUCAGCAAAGGUCUAGCCACAGUGAUCAGGUAUCGGCAGGAUGAUGACCAGAGAUCCUCACACUAUGAUGAGCUGCUUGCUGCAGAGGCCAGAGCUAUUAAGAAUGGCAAAGGAUUGCAUAGCAAGAAGGAAGUGCCUAUCCAUCGUGUCGCAGACAUAUCUGGGGAUACCCAAAAGGCAAAGCAGUUCCUGCCGUUUCUUCAGCGGGCAGGUCGUUCUGAAGCCGUGGUGGAAUAUGUCUUCAGUGGUUCUCGCCUCAAACUCUAUUUGCCAAAGGAAACCUGCCUUAUCACCUUCUUGCUUGCCGGCAUUGAAUGCCCCAGAGGAGCCCGAAACCUCCCAGGCUUGGUGCAGGAGGGAGAGCCCUUCAGUGAGGAAGCAACACUUUUCACCAAGGAACUGGUGCUGCAGCGAGAGGUAGAGGUGGAGGUGGAGAGCAUGGACAAGGCCGGCAACUUCAUCGGCUGGCUGCACAUCGACGGCGCGAACCUGUCUGUCUUGCUGGUGGAGCACGCGCUCUCCAAGGUCCACUUCACGGCUGAGCGCAGCUCCUACUACAAGUCCCUGCUGUCUGCCGAGGAGGCCGCCAAGCAGAAGAAAGAGAAGGUCUGGGCCCACUACGAGGAGCAGCCCGUGGAGGAGGUGCUGCCGGUGCUGGAGGAGAAGGAGAGAUUGGCCAGCUACAAGCCAGUGUUUGUGACCGAGAUCACUGACGACCUACACUUCUACGUGCAGGAUGUGGAGACCGGUACCCAGCUGGAGAAGCUGAUGGAGAACAUGCGUAAUGACGUUGCCAGCCACCCCCCUGUAGAGGGCUCCUACUCCCCCCGCAGGGGAGAAUUCUGCAUUGCCAAAUUUGUAGAUGGAGAAUGGUACCGCGCCCGAGUUGAGAAAGUGGAGUCUCCUGCCAAAGUACACGUCUUCUACAUUGACUACGGCAAUAGAGAGAUCCUGCCAGCCACCCGCCUGGGUACCCUGCCACCUGCCUUCAGCACUCGCGUGCUGCCUGCUCAAGCCACAGAGUAUGCCUUCGCCUUCAUCCAGGUGCCCCAAGAUGAGGAUGCUCGAACCGACGCCGUGGACAGCGUGGUCCGGGACAUCCAGAAUACUCAGUGCCUGCUCAAUGUGGAACACCUGAGCGCUGGCUGCCCCCACGUCACCCUGCAGUUUGCUGAUUCCAAGGGGGACGUGGGCCUGGGCUUGGUGAAGGAGGGGCUGGUCAUGGUGGAGGUGCGCAAGGAGAAGCAGUUCCAGAAAGUGAUCACAGAAUACCUGAAUGCCCAGGAGUCAGCCAAGAGUGCCAGGCUGAACCUGUGGCGCUACGGGGACUUCCGAGCCGAUGAUGCAGAUGAGUUUGGCUACAGCCGCUAAGGAGGGCGUCGAGUCUACCCCCAGCACCACUCAUGCCAACACCUCUUCCUCUGCUGGGAAAGGGUUUUCAACUCAAGAACCCAGAGAGGGGGUGUAGGUUGGGUUCAGCUUUGCUUCAGCGUAUGGGAAUGUCUUGUCGGGUGGAAUCUGGGCCAGGGGUGGGGUGGAAGGAGCCAGAGGCCUUCUGGAGGCAGGGCCCUUGUCCUCUGGUUGACAGCACUGCCACCCGUAGUAUCUCCCAAAAGAGAUUUCGUGUUUUUAUUUGGAGGUUCAUGGGUUUUUGUUUUUUGUUUUUUGUUUUUAAUUGUCUUCAAAUCAGGAAGAAACAUGAAAGACUGUCCUAGUGGAAGGAGUCAUCCUGGCAGCCAAGGCCAGCUGCCAGCCAACUCCCCACCACUGUCCCAGACUGCCCUUCUUCCCCCAGCUCUGUCCAGCUGUUGAUUAUGUGAUUUCUCCGAUAUGUCCAUUUUCAAAUGCCAACGUGUCCAUAUCUGUCCCCUCAUCAGUCCUCCCCCAUUCUGUAUUUAAAGCUUUUGAGGCCUAAUAAAAUAGUACAUGCUGUC